Trichobilharzia regenti is the source of this 3717-nucleotide messenger RNA. Lineage: Eukaryota; Metazoa; Platyhelminthes; Trematoda; Strigeidida; Schistosomatidae. The record is from the annotation of a GenBank genome assembly.
AUGCCAAUGACGCAUCAACCAGUCAAAGUGGUCGUCGAGGAAGUCGACUCAAAUUAUGAAAGUUAUUUAGCCUAUUUAAAAGAACGUAACAAGCAAAGAUUAUUAUUGCAAAGAAAGACUGAAGAAGAUCUGGAGAAAGAGCGUUUAGAGAAAGGUUUUCAGUUGUACUUCAAUGCUGCAGCAAAAUAUUUGAAAAACACAUCUCAUGAACACAAUACCAGUCGAUAUAAUAAACGUAACAGAAGUGCUCCUGAUAUGACUAAACAAAAAUAUAAACGUAAGUCAUGGGGUGAUGUAGUCCUGCCGUACAGUGAAAUCCUUCCCUUAGAACAAACUACCUCUUCACCUCGAUCUACUCCUAAACCGGUGAACUGUCCAAAUUUACUACGAAACAAUGAAAUGAACAAUAAAAGAAAUCGAAGUGUUUCCCAGUUAAGUUAUUUCCUAAAUAAUGAUCACGGGGAUUCUUUGUGCAAUACAAAUGCAUUUAGUCAUUACACUAAGCAGGAUGGAGUUAACUGUCUGACAGUUGAAGAAAAAACAGAUGAAAAAUUGACUAAAGUUGUUUUCACUUUUGAUAUUUUCAAUAACUGGGGAGAUAAAAAUUGGGUUGGACUAAACGGUUUUGAAAUGAAAGCGCAUAGUACAAGUUCAGUACAAAUUUAUCCUGAGGUAGCUGCUAGUGUUUACUCACUCAAGUCUGCUCAAUCAAGUGACAGUAUUAUUUCCUCAAUACAAAACAACAAAAAGCUGUUCAAAUCAUCCUUCAAUACCAGAAAUCUUGAAGAUAUGUGGUUAACAAAUGUUGAAAAUCUGCCAGUACGCAUUAAUUUCAGUUGUUUGUUGAGUCAAGCUUAUCUGGAACAUACACUUACAGUGAACAUAUGGAAUUUCAUACAGUUAAGUCAGUCUGAAAUUGGAGUCAAAAAUUGCCAACUGAAGGUCAUGUGUGCAGAUAGAUCAACAGUACUUUAUGAUGGGAUUCUACAGAAAGGCGAUGAAACAUCUAUUGACAACUCAGUAACCAGUAUAUUCUUAAAUAUUAAUGAGAUAUUAUAUCCUCAGAAAGAUGACAAUUCCAGAUGUUUGAAAAAUAAUUCAAGUGAAUAUUUAACAAGUUCAGAAAUGACACAGCCUAAUGAUGUUGAUGUACUAAAUGGUAAUGAUAAAAGUGAUUGUAUUCACAGUAAUGCUACUGGGGAACAGGAUUCUUCAUCUAAACUAAAUAUUUGGUUUUCUGAUUCACAUAUGAGUAAAAGUAAGCAUAAAGACAAAAAUAUUCAUUUAUUAUCAAAUGUAAAUACAGACUUGUUGAAUUAUUCAUUUCAUCGUAUUAAUAUGAAACGUAGAAUCAGUGGACGUGAUCGCAUAAACAGUUUACUAGAAGAAUCAUGGAGUUCACUGGAUUUUUUCAAUCAUUUUCAUGAAGGUCGAAUUUCAGUGAGAAAUAUAUCACAUGCAAAACAUAAUUCCUGCUUUCAUAUCUUAGAAGAUCCUGUUGCUAUAGACUCGCCAAACUUUUCAUUCCAAUCCAGUAAAAAUGAAAGUCAAAAGUUAAGAGCUCAUAAUUCCAAUGAAGUUGAAUUGAAAAAUUUAGAUUAUACAUCAACUGAAUAUUAUCCAUCCAGAGUUGACGCAAAUGAUAUUGUUAUUCCUGAACUGCCUUCUGGAAAUAGAUUAUUAAUUGACAUUAUUUCAACAUGGGGAGAUUUAUAUUAUGUUGGUCUGACGGGUAUCGAGAUAUUCACAUCAGAUGGCAUAGAUAUUGCAGGUUUGUGUAAAAUUACAGCGAAUCCCUCAGAUAUCAAUACGCUACCAGGUUAUGGUAAUGAUCCAAGAGUAGUGACCAAUUUGAUUGAUGGCGUUAAUUGGACACGUGAUGAUACGCAUAUGUGGCUGACACCAUUCACUUCAGGUCAAAGACACUUCAUAGAGAUUACUUUCCCUCAGUCUAUGACUUCACCGAUAGCAUUAUUACGUAUAUGGAACUACAAUAAGUCACGUGUACACUCUUAUAGAGGUGUUAAAGAAAUGAUUAUUUACCUGGAUAAUCAGCCAAUAUUUUAUGGUGAAAUAAGCAAAGCAUCAGGAUUAGAGUUUGGUGAACCGGAGAAUUUUUGUGAAACAAUUCUAUUCUGUACACAUAAUACAAUUUUGGAUUUGAUUGGGAAAAAUGACAGUCUAUUGCAUUUGAAGGAGAGUGAGAAUUGUGGUGACACUUGGUUAGCAUCAGAUAGUGAGGACAGUGUUAAACGACCUGUUACUAGUAUUUCUCUCUCUCAGGAGAAUAAUCUUGACAACAAUGUAGAAGAAUCUGAAACAUCUUUCCUACCUACAGAAUUUUCUGAGCUAAUCAUUAAUGAUGGUUAUAGCACGGAAAUCUGUAAGACGUGUUCAGUCGAGAUUGCUCUAUUAGAACCUUGGGUUUAUAGUUCUGAAUAUAUUGGCCUUACUGGUAUUGAAUUCUUCAAUAAGGCUGGAAAUCCUAUAAAGAUUAACCGUAUACAAAUUAACGAUGGUAGUCCAGUGUCAUCAACUAUAGACAAUGGAAAUGUUAGGAAUUAUGUGGAGAAUUUAUUGAAUUCACGGAAUAACACAACCGAUGCCAGUGAAAUGUGGUACACUGCGUAUAAUUCAUUUUCAUCACCACCAGUGUUAAAAUUUUAUCUGGAUGUAGAAGACUCAAUAUUUCCAUCUGUAUUUGAUGGACUUCGGAUAUGGAAUUAUAAUGAUCGUCAGGUUGGCUGUGACUAUGGAUGCAAACUGAUCAAUGUAAAGCUAAAGAAAUCAGAGCAGUUCCAUGCAAAAGAGUUGAUUUUAAAUGAGUCUACAGUUCUACUUAGACAAGCGCCAGGUCAUACAGAUUAUCCAUUUGGACAGACAAUAAAUAUAUCUGAAUUUCAGGAGAAUGGAACUAUGCUUCACAGCUUAUCGUCUAGAAUUAAAUAUCAUAAUUUGCCAAUAGGAUUUGUCUAUCAAUUGAAUAUAUUUUCUAGCUGGGGUGACCAGUUUUAUGUUGGACUAGAUGGUGUUCAAUUUCUAUCGCCUGAAGGCAAUGUUAUACCAAUCAGUAAAAAUGAGAUAUUCGCUUAUCCUAGUUCUGUUAACGAUCUAUACCCAGGGGAGAUUUUAUUACCUGACGUACGUACAAUUGACAAGCUGGUUGACAAUGUGAUUGUCAGUAGUGCAAAUGAAAUGGCUAGACACUGUUGGCUGGCUCCAAUAUUACCAAGACUAAUAAAUAAGAUUUUCAUUGUCUUCAAUAAACCUAUCUGUGUUGCUGGUAUACGCUUAUGGAAUUAUACAAGAACACCGGAAAGAGGUGUAAAAGAAUUCUCUGUUCUUGUUGAUGGUCAAAUUUUGUUUCGUAGUUACUUACCAAAAGCUGAAAAUCAACUCCAGUCGAACAACAGUUUAUUUACUAGCAGAAUUCAGACAACCUAUCAAGCUUCAUUUCCCUGGGGAUCACCUCAAAUCAAUCCAGUCAGAUCAUUUUUCACUGUUGCAUUUGACUAUCAUAUUUUGAUUGAAUUAGGUGAGAAUCCAAGAUUUAUACUGAGUGAGUAUCAAACAACAGAGUAUUCAUCAGAUGGCGACAUAAUUAAAGAGACUGAUGUAUAUGAGAAACAAUCGUAUUGUCCUCGCAAAGCGAAAGUUAAUCAAGCUCUUCGACCGACCACCUGUGUUACAAAUCAUAAGUCCAAAAGUGUAAGGUGA